Messenger RNA from Oncorhynchus gorbuscha (pink salmon), 687 nucleotides. RefSeq names its product acetylcholine receptor subunit alpha-like. Gene Ontology annotation, biological process: regulation of membrane potential; nervous system process; chemical synaptic transmission. Gene Ontology annotation, molecular function: neurotransmitter receptor activity; transmembrane signaling receptor activity; extracellular ligand-gated monoatomic ion channel activity. The transcript has 3 exons. The annotation marks the transcript as partial. Gene Ontology annotation, cellular component: synapse; membrane; neuron projection. NCBI's taxonomy places the organism in Eukaryota, Metazoa, Chordata, Actinopteri, Salmoniformes, Salmonidae. The record is from RefSeq and is a predicted model, not a curated record.
GAAUCCAUUGACUCCAAUGCUAACGAGUCAAUCCUCUCCACUUCCUGCAGUGCAGAUGGAGACUUUGCAAUCGUCCAUGAGACCAAGGUGCUGCUGGAGCACACAGGUCUGAUCACCUGGAACCCUCCGGCCAUCUUUAAGAGCUACUGUGAGAUCAUUGUGCUUCACUUCCCCUUCGACCUGCAGAACUGCAGUAUGAAGCUGGGGACUUGGACCUACGACGGCAACCUGGUAGUGGUCAACCCGGACAACGACCGGCCUGACCUGAGUAACUUCAUGGAGAGUGGUGAGUGGGUGAUGCAGGACUAUAGGAGCUGGAAGCACUGGGUGUACUAUGCCUGCUGCCCUGACACGCCCUACCUGGACAUCACCUACCACUUCCUGAUGCUGAGGCUGCCUCUCUACUUCAUCGUCAACGUCAUCAUCCCCUGUAUGCUGUUCUCCUUCCUGACUGGACUGGUCUUCUACCUCCCCACUGACUCUGGUGAGAAGAUGACCCUGUCUAUCUCUGUCCUGCUGUCUCUCACUGUGUUUCUGCUGGUCAUCGUGGAGCUCAUCCCCUCCACCUCCAGUGCGGUGCCUCUCAUUGGGAAGUACAUGCUCUUCACCAUGGUCUUCGUCAUAGCCUCCAUCGUCAUCACCGUCAUCGUCAUCAACACACACCACCGCUCUCCCAGUACACACACA